AUGAACCUUAAUAAUAAUAAUAAUAGUAUUAGUAAUAAUAAUAAUGAACAACUAAUCUUAGGAUUACCACACUUUAUCUUAUUAAAGAUAAUUAAUAAUGUAGGCAACAAUACAGAUUUGAUAUGUUUAUUGAUGACUAGUAAACUAUUCUUUGUCACUCUUAGAACAAAGUACUGUAAAUCACUCAGAUUCAAACUAGACAAAUUCACCAAGGAAUUGAAUCCAAUUUGUUUGAAAUCAUUUGACACUAUCUACAGUCGUUGCAAGACACUUGUAUUCAUUGACGACAGGAUAUCUGCAAAUAAUAGAGAAAGAAAUGAAGAGGAAGAGAUCAACAUCAACGAAGUCAAUAUAAACGCAAACGACUUUAAAAAAAGACCAUUCAUCAAAAGAAUAUUACCUCUUUCGACCAAAACCUUGGCAUUGACUGGUACUAUUGCAAACAAACUUCAAGACAUAAUACCCUCAAACUCGGAGAAACUUAUUCUUUUAGAUAGUGACAAUGAUCCCAAUUGUACACUUCCACCAUCUCUCACUAGUAUCCAAUGGUACAACAAUGGCCAGUUGAAUGGUCAAAUUAAUCUCCAAAACUUAACUGCUCUACGUAGCUUUUCAUUAGAGAUGAAUACUGAUCCCUAUCCAAGUGCAUCAAGUAUUAGGUUCCCUGUUGGCAGUACAUCUCUCAAGAAAUUAGAAAUCAAACGUGGUAUAUCUGAUUUAAAAGAAGGAUGGUUACCAAAAAGUAUUACUGACCUUGACCUUGGUGCAACUUAUUAUCUUGGUACUGUCUCACUUCCACCAAAUCUCGUCAAACUUGCCAUUUCAUUGGAUAGUCCCAUAUUUUGUGGUAUGAUUCCAUCAACUGUCAAAGAUCUCAUACUUUUCUAUUUGUCGCAAUAUCCAACAAUCGAAGAAGGUGCUCUUCCCGAUGGUCUUGAAGGUUUAGAUCUAAUUCAUUACAGAGGUCCAAUCAAUCCAACUAUUGUACCCAAUUCUGUCACUAGACUAGGUAUUUUAGGUUGUCGUGUAAGCAAUGAAAAAGAUAUGAUCCUUCCACCCGGUCUCAUCAAAUUCUCACAAAGCAUUCCUCGUGAAUCUUUACCUGCUUGUUUCCCAUCCACUACCAAAGACAUUACUUAUUUCGCCCAAUGUAAUUCUCAUACUCAAUACCUUCCAACAUCUUUGGAAUCAUUUGCAUGUCAACUAGUCAAAGUCAGUCCCACCGAUCCAAUUUAUUCCAUUCCAACCAAUAUCAAAAUCGUUGAUAAUUGUAACUACAACAACCUUAACAACAACAAUAAUAAUGGGACGAUCCAUCAUACCAUUUUACCACCCAAUGUAAAGAAUAUUUUUUGUCGAUUACCAAUGUCAGAGAAUGAAUUUAUCAGAGAUGGGCUCAGUUUUAGAUUGGAUCAAAUUAUCAAUUCUACUAGUAUAGAAUCAAUAACCUUUUGUAGAUUCCCAAGUAGUAAUUACUCUACCACAAUAUCAAUUAGAAGAUUGGAUACUCUUAAUCGAGCUGUACUAUUAAUCGAGAAUGGAACACUCUUUGGAGGAAUCAUAAAACAAAAACAAUUACCUAAUCAUUUUAAUGUUGGUACUGUUGAAUAUGACAUUCUCUAUAUCAACUUUAUCCAAAGUGAAUAUGAUAUUCUCCCAACAUUUAGUGAUAAAUUCUUGAUUGCUCAAGAAGAAGAAGAUGAUGAAGAUGAUGGAGAAGAUGAUGACGAAGAAUACGAUGAAGAAGAAGAUUCCUAUUCGACUCAUUCCUCUUUAGAAGAUGGAUCAUGGGAAGAAGAAGAAUCAUCAAAUGAUGAUGAAUAA
Cavenderia fasciculata is the source of this 1824-nucleotide messenger RNA. RefSeq lists its product as uncharacterized. The coding region runs from base 1 to 1824 and encodes 607 amino acids. NCBI's taxonomy places the organism in Eukaryota, Evosea, Eumycetozoa, Acytosteliales, Cavenderiaceae. The record is from RefSeq and is a predicted model, not a curated record. The transcript is spliced from 2 exons.